This is a messenger RNA of Owenia fusiformis, 741 nucleotides long. Lineage: Eukaryota; Metazoa; Annelida; Polychaeta; Sabellida; Oweniidae. The record is from the annotation of a GenBank genome assembly.
CACUCUUUAUUUCUUAUCUGUAUUUCACUAUUUCAGGUGACCAAUUGCAGUUCUUACUAACAAACCAACCAGCAGUUCCAAGUCUGCCAUAUGCCCAUACACAAGAAGUCAACCCACAUUUUGAUAAACCACAGGAGCAAAGAAGACCAACAAUGCAAAGCAGACCCACAUGUAGUAUAUGUUUGAAGACAUUUGCAUCUGAACGCAAUCUUAGAGGACAUAUGAACAUUCACACAGGCGAGAAGCCUUAUAAGUGUAAUGUCUGUGGGGAAGACUUUACACAUCAUACUGUCUAUAGAUGGCACCAGAAACAGUUUGAUCAUUGAUUGUAGACUUUGUUAUUAGUUAGCUGUGAUAGCAGUUUUUUUAGCAUUAGUUUAUUGUGAGAAAUAGCCAUUAUACUAAAUAGUGAAGAUUUAGUAGUAAAUUUAGUAUAUAUUUUUGACAGUUUAUUUCCAUUUAAAAUUGAUGCAUUUUAAUUUUUAUAUUUAUUUUUGGCACAAUCUUUUAUUUUAAACUUGAUACAAAUCCUCAUUAAUUGAAUGACUUGAGAAUUGAAAAUUUGGUUUUAGUCAGUUUAUUGUGCAAGAUAUUUGCAGUAUAGUGCAAAUAAUUUUACUGCAAUAUUAUUUUCAUAAUUCUAUUUAAAUCUGUUCAUGAAUAUCUCUCAAAAUGGUUUGAAUAUAAUUAGCCAGGCAGUGAGUAAAAGUAAUAUAGAUUAAUUUUAAUGAACAUAUGAUA